GCAGCAUUCAGAUGGAGAAAAGUGGAAGUGUGUAGCAUGUUUGUGUAUGUUUGUCGCUCAAUCGGAAGCUACAUCAAUGUAAUCAACAGUUUAGGAAUGGCUAUUAUAAUAACAAUAUGGUUUUGCUGGAAACGAUACCGUUUGGGACACACUAUUGUCAUUUCAGUGUCUUAGAAGUAAAACAUGGAAAUGCGAGAGCAAACCGAAGAUCCUGAAACGAACAACAUCGAAAGUACUGAACCAGACCACAAGAAGUCAACAGAAAAGCGCAUCACUGCCUGUCUGGUGAAUGCAGCGUUCUUUGGUGCCCUUGGGUCAUCUUAUCUAUAUGGCUACAACCUGUCUGUCGUCAACGCUCCUGCACUGUAUAUAAAGACAUUUUACAACCAGACAUGGAUGGAGCGCUACGGAGAACCCAUAGGAGCAGACAUGGUCACCAUGCUAUGGUCCAUCACAGUCUCCAUAUUUGCCAUUGGGGGCCUACUUGGAGCGCUCUGCGUCACGUUGCUCACGAAACUCAUUGGAAGGAAGGGCACCUUGCUCUUGAAUAACGGCUUUGCAGUGAUAGCUGCUCUUUUGUUAGCCCUGGGGGAGAAGGCUCGAUCUUUCGAGAUGCUCAUCAUCGGUCGUUUCAUCAUGGGGGUGGACUCUGGUAUUGCUCUCAGCGCCCUGCCCAUGUAUCUGGGCGAGAUAUCCCCCAGACACAUGAGAGGCUCCAUUGGCCAAUUCAACUCCAUCCUCAUCUGUCUGGGGGUGUUCACUGGACAAGUCCUGGGACUUCCUGAACUUCUGGGCCAGGAGUCCAGAUGGAACUUCCUCUUUGCCUUCCUGGCCUUGCCUGCCUUGCUGCAGCUCUGUGUGCUGCCCUUCCUACCCGAAAGCCCACGCUUCCUUCUGAUGGAGAGGAGGGAUGAGGCCGGUGCAGAGAAAGCCUUCAGAGCCUUCCUAGGCAAGAAGGACGUGUCCAAGGAGUUGGAGGAGGUGCACGCUGAGAGUCGGGCCCAGAACACCCUGCACAUGGCGUCCGUCACCGAGCUCAUGCUUAACCCCGCCUUGCGCUGGCAGGUCAUCACCGUCAUAGUCACCAUGGCCUGCUACCAGCUGUGUGGCCUGAAUGCCAUCUGGUACUACACCAAUGGGAUCUUGAGGGACUCGGGCUUUGCAGAGAACGUGAUCCCAUACAUCGUCCUCAGCACAGGCGGUAUAGAAACGCUGGCUGCCGUUGUCUCAGGCCUUGUGAUUGAGCGCAUCGGCAGAAGACCCCUCCUCAUCUUCGGCUUCAGCGCCAUGGCCUUCUUCUUUGGCCUUCUCACUGUGUUCCUCAAUUUCCAGGACCAAUAUUCAUGGAUGCCCUAUCUCAGUUUUACCUGUAUAUUGGCUGUAAUUGCCUCCUUCUGCUCUGGUCCAGGUGGCAUCCCCUUUGUACUGACCGGAGAGCUGUUUGAGCAGUCGUACCGACCCGCAGCCUUCAUGAUCGCAGGGAUCGUCAACUGGGUCGCCAACUUCGCAGUCGGACUAUUGUUCCCGUUCAUGCAGGAGUCCCUGCAGACCUAUGCCUUCCUGGUGUUCCUGGUGGUAUGUGUGCUGGGUGCUGUGUACCUCUACUUUAUUCUGCCCGAGACCAAAAACAAGACCUUUAUGGACAUCAGCCAGAGCUUUGCCAAAAUCAACAAGGUUCCGUUGGGUGACAAGGAAAUUGAGAACGAACUUGCCAUCAAGGCUGGGUCAAAGGAUGUAGAAGAAAAUGGAAAAGUCAUCAUCGAUGGUGAGAUGGAGAGUUCGUUUUGAAUCAAAGAAAAGCCACCAGGUGUCAGUUUACUGUUGUACAUACUGUAUUUUGAUUCACUGAAGUGAAAUGUAAUUUUUAAGAUAAAGUUUUUCUGCUA
Messenger RNA from Salmo salar (Atlantic salmon), 1886 nucleotides. RefSeq names its product solute carrier family 2 member 9, like 2 (gene slc2a9l2). Gene Ontology annotation, biological process: dehydroascorbic acid transport. Gene Ontology annotation, cellular component: plasma membrane. The record is from RefSeq and is a predicted model, not a curated record. Gene Ontology annotation, molecular function: D-glucose transmembrane transporter activity. NCBI's taxonomy places the organism in Eukaryota, Metazoa, Chordata, Actinopteri, Salmoniformes, Salmonidae.